AUGUGGAUUCAAGAAACAAUUCAAAAAUUUCAGAUGAAAAAAAAAUGGUAUGGGAUAUAAAUUGUCUACAAAUUUCUAUUCCAAUAUAGAGAUUUGGAUCCCAGACAUGCCAAUAAACUUUUUUCAAUAAUUGUCUUGUUGCCACUUUAGAACAUCAUAGUUGAUAUUUUAGGUAACAGACUGUAACAAUUAAUAGGUAAACCUAUAUAUCAUUAAUAGAUGAUAUUGUGGAAAUUUCAAAUUAAAAAAAUAAAGAACACUCUAAGAUAUUAUUCAAACUUCGUCGAACUUAACCAAAAAAAAAAGAAUAAGUAAUACCUGGGUCUUAAGAAAUCUUCUCUGAUAUCUCAAAUAGAUUGAUAAGGUUCUUCAACAGUCAAGGAAAAAUUGUUUAUGAAUAUAGAAAUAUUAUUUUGCUAGCCUUGCUUCCUCUAUAUCCUAACCUUUUUUCCUGA
This is a messenger RNA of Paramecium pentaurelia, 455 nucleotides long. Lineage: Eukaryota; Ciliophora; Oligohymenophorea; Peniculida; Parameciidae. The record is from the annotation of a GenBank genome assembly.